Porites lobata is the source of this 5716-nucleotide messenger RNA. NCBI's taxonomy places the organism in Eukaryota, Metazoa, Cnidaria, Anthozoa, Scleractinia, Poritidae. The record is from the annotation of a GenBank genome assembly.
AUGCAGUCCACGACACUGCUGAACGGGUUACAGAGAGAAAACUCUGCAAAGGACGCCUUAGUGCAUCAGGCGAAGAGAGAGACUGAAAAACUUAAGAAGGAACUACGUGAAAAGGAUUCAACAAUUUCCACCAUGUCGACAAAGGUUAGAUAUAAUACACGAAACUAAUGUUGCCUUAAUCUCAAAAAUAAUUUUAAUCGUAGCCUGCGAGGACAGCUGACCCUCAACACUCCCCCUUCGUUUUGAAGUUUCGAGAAACGGCCUCAACUACGUGGAAAAGCCACUAGCAAGCUCUCCAUUUCUGGAGCGAACGAAGCCAGCCUCGAGGGACUCGCGACUCCACCAAAUGGCCAUGGAGAGCUUGUUCGCAGGCUACGACGGGAAACGAUUACUUUUUCCGCGUUACACGUUCGGCUGUAUCGAGGUUUCCCAAUAGGGUUUUCGGGAUCCGGGAUUUGCGUUAUUUGAAUCUCGGGAACCGAGAUUUGCCUUAUUUGAAUCUCGGGAUUCGGGAUUUGCCUUAUUUGAGGGCCGGGAUUCGGAAUUUUAAAGCAAAAUGGGGCUGAGAUAUGCACGGGAUGCUAGUCUCCUCUCUCGUUUUAGUGUCGUCACACAACGCUCCUAGUGUAGGCAAAAUCCUUUCUCAAGUUAAACCUUAAAAGUUAAUGCAAAGAUCUGUGUAGCCUGCGUGGCAGGCGCUAUAUCCCCUACCCCUUUCGACGCCUGCUACGUAGGUUUUGAUAUGUGGUGAUUUGAGUUCGAAUAGACGCCUUUAAACUGCCAACAGCUGUCUAAUAUGAAACUUUAUAAAAAAAAGCAUGCGAGCAAGCUUUCCAUUUUGUGUGGCGAGCGAAACGAGCACGUGUGAAGCAGAGGAAAGUAAAGCCCUCGUUUCUUUCUUCAACCUACUCUCUCCUGUCUCCUGUCGUGUGUCGCUUGCAUGUGGCUUCAAACAAUGUAACUCGACUGAAAAGCUUGCUCGCAUGUAGAGUAACACAGAAGAGUCACUUGUACAAUCAGUCGACUACACAUUAGGGGGUUUCAGUAGAGGCGUUUCGAGCCACGCACGUCAAUCGGAAGUCAGGCCGUUUCCCUGUUAAUGUCCUGACGCCACCAGAUUUGUAUUGCUAAGUGUUUCAACUCGUAUAGAGACAAUUUGCCCUAAAAUUUGGGCGAGACCAUUGCUAAGGAGGCAAAAAUGUACAUUGCUGAAAAAUGUCUUUGUUUAAGUAACUUCUCUAUUGAACCGUUGGAGAAACAACGACGGUGACGGCUACCAAAAAAAUACUUAAAAAGUGAAUUCGCGCGGCUUUAAACUUUAUCGCGCUUUUUCCAUCUCGUUCAAUUCGUCAAAUGUUGGCAAAUUGUUUUAGAUUUGAAUUCUAAAAGACAGUAUCAAAGUUCAGAGAAAGACAAAGAAAGUCGUUUUCUGGUGCUCACCUCUUCCACAAAACGUGAAAUCAGGGCGUUUCGUCGUAGUCGUGCAGUGACGGUAAAAAAUGUACAAAAAAAGCGUGAUGCACGCGCAGAGUUGUUGUUUUGCAAAUCUAUUAAAACCAAUUGCUUUUUUGCCGGUCUGGUUGACGUCGCCGUCAUCGGUGUUUAAGCUGCCUUAUACAGUCAUGUAUGUCACCAUCAACGACAACGUUCUUGCUUUGCAAGCUUUCUUUCUCUUAUUUUCAGCUGGGAAGGCAGAAGGCCGCUAAAGAAGGGGAGAAAGAGACACAAAAAUUACAACAAGAGCUUUAUGCAACAAAAGGGGUAAGAAUUGAGUGAUCUGUUAUAAAGGUCUUCCCAUCUGAAUCAUUACCUUUUUUAUUUUAGAGUUCUAGGUUUAACACCUUGUAAUCGGUCUUAUAAUUAGUAAACAGUCAGUACAUAGGUACUGUUUCCAUCGUGUUUCAUUUUCCAUUAUUUGGAAUAAUGGUUAAGGAUGUACUAAAUAAUUAGUUAAUUUAACUAUCUUAACCAUUUUUCUAAGAGCCUGUUUACAUGGAGGUGGGGGACCCCAGGCAGGUGAGGUAACCCGCGUGUCCAUAUAAUCUUUCAUUUUAAUUCGAUCACGUUUACAUGAUGGGUGGGGUACCCGCCACAUGUUACCACACCUACCUGGGGUCCCCCACCUUCAUGUAAACAGGCCCUAAAUCAUGUGUUUCUCUUCACUGAAAUUGCGCCCGCAGUAACAUAUUAAAUUCACUUUUCAAACGCUACCAAGGACCUUUCAUUUGGUCAAAAGUCAGGAGUGAGCUCAGAAACUUGACAAGCCUCAAAGCAUUCAAGAAACACAUACGCGGUGUGGACCUUUCUAGCCAUAUAGAUAAUAAUAGUAACUGCUGUGACUUGUGUAAAUUCUGAGUCAUCUACAUUUGUAUAUAGUUUUAGGCUUUAGGUAAGAUCAUUAAUUUAAAAGUCAUGUAAUAGAUUAGUGCCAGUUCUUACGAAAGUGUCCCCAAUUAGCUAAUAUAACUGUUGAGCUAAAUACAUUGACAAUAAGAUAAAGUUAUUAUUAUUAUUGUUAUUAUUAUUAUUAUUAUUAUUGAACGCUUAAAACUUUUUAGUACAUAUUUUUUAGCACAUACAUAUACGCAACGGAGUGUUAGAGAUAUGUUAAGCCUAUAUUCAGAGAUUUAAAGGAUAAUUUGGUUGGCUAAAUUUCAUUGAAAUUGGUCAAAUAUUCGCAAAGUUAUGACGCUAUGAAGGAUUAAUUCAUAGGAAGCCUUGCAUAACUCUACUCGACAAUGUUUUUGUACAAAGUUACAUAUAAUAUGUAAAGCCAGGUCAAUUAAGUAUCCUUUGAGUAUCGUUAUUGUUAACACGUUUUACACGAAGGCUAUUGAUAAACCCACAUUCAUUUCGGUCCAGUUCAUUCUCGUAAGCCGCCAUUUUAUUUUCGUGCACAGUUAUUUUUAGGGAGUUAUUAUCACUCCAAAAAUGGAGUAAAAAUUUUACGUACAGGAUAACUCCUUUCUGGGGGUUACUUUAACUCCUGAGUACUAACUCCAAAUAUGGGGUGAUUUUUACUCCUGAAAAAGAGUUCUUUAAACUCCUUUUUGGAGUUAAAAUAACGCCGAAAAAAAAAACCUCCACUGUAAGGAAGUAAAUUAACCCCACUAGAGCAGUUAUGAUAACUCCUUGAAAAUUACUGUAUGCUCUUAAAACUUCCGCGGUGACUAUAUUACGCUUGCAAAUGCGUGCAGCGAGCGUGCAGCAGGAAGUUCGUUUACUUGUUUACUUAGUGUAAUGGAUUCGGCUUUUGAGCCUUUGUGUUGUUGAUACAUCUUCAUGUUUUGAAAACAAAACGAGACAAAUGUCCUUUCAGGAAUGUCAAUAAACUGAAUAGUUAUGUUUCCCUGUAGUUUCUUAGUUAAAACCAAAGAAGUCUGGAUUGUCCAAAAUUAAGUUUUAUCACAAAUUAAAUAUCCUUGUUUCUGUUAAUGCGCUUGUCUUUCGCAAAAUUUCUGUUUUUUUUUUUUCUCCCAUUCCGUUGUUUUUAAUAGGGUCAUAAUUCGUUCUAUAUUGUCUAAAUGUCUAGGUUUGUUCUGAUCUGAGCGGCUGACAGGUUUUCAGAGUCCAUUGAAGUUUAAUGAAUGUCAAGCCACUUUAAAAAAACAUGUAAAUUUUCUGCUCAGAGCCACGCAAUAUUUUAGGUUUAUCGGGAAAGUCACACUUUGAAUUUUGUUGCGGAAAGCAAAGCGUCCAAGUAUCCAUGAAAGCAGCUACUGGAAGAUGCUAAUACCAACAGUAAUCACAGUUUUACUUCGUUGUAGUUAUACAUGUAAUAAUUUCAAUGCAUGCUUGUAUUGCAAGCUUGUUAGCGCGGGUAAUUCCUUGUAACUAAUUGCUCGUUUACUUAAGUAGCUUUUUCUUUUUCUGCCGGUUUUACAUGCAUUAAGUUUAGCCGUAGGAUUAUUUGUAAACGGCUUGCAUAGGCAGUUCAUUGAGAUAGAUCAUUUGUGCAUCGUUACCCAAGCCUGUAUUCAAACAGAGUGUCUACUCUUGUCUUUUCCUGUGAAUGAGAGUACCAAUUAUGUUAUUUUACUUCUUUGAUUUCUUUUUUUGCCCUUUUCAGAAACGUCAAACCACAGAGAAGCAAUUGAAGGAAAGGAUUAAAACCAUCGCUGAUUAAGAACACGAGUAAGAGAAGAUGAGAGAUCAUCUCAGCGAAGGAAGACAGGUUAGUUGCCAUAGCAACCUAGACCUAAAUAUCCCGGAUGUUCUGCCUGAAACAGAGCCAGUCCGACCACAUUGCAGAAGGUCAUAAUAUUACCAGAUUUUGGAAUUCUCCAAACAGGUGUCGAACCUAUGACCUUCUGGUUAUUGCCUUUUUUAUAGGAAAUUAAGGCUUCACGAAUUCAAGUCGCGUUUAUUUCCUAAAACGUUAAUUUUCCCGCCGGUAAUAUGGAGCGUAGCCUCCUACGCGGGCGUUUUUAGGGAAGCUCGUAUUUCGUCCGUCCCCACAAACGCCUGCUCAAUCGAGAACAACAUUCCUUUCCCAAGCCUAGCCAAUCACAUUGUACUUUCCAAAGUCUGGAAGGUUGACUUCGACGGCAGGGUAACCCGAUAUUAGUCACUGUUAGUCGAUCUGCAUGAAACACUGGGAAAGUUUUAUGACCUCUAAUAAAUGUUGGACUCAGAGAGCGACAAAAGCAAGAUUUAGUCAGUUUUCUUUGUCCCUGGGAAAAGAAACCCCUUACAUUUUCCCUAAAUUCAACCCGUUAAUACGGGCACCCGUUAAUACGGACACUUAUUUCUUGCCCAGUCAACAGAUUCUCAUAAAAAGUCAACCUCGCUAAUGCCGAAACUUCAUUAUCAACUAUGUGCUGUAAUAAAUCUUUUCUUUUUGAAGGUAAAAAAAAUCCAUCAUCAGUUGACAGCAUGUCGAUGUUCCCAGCGCUACAGUACACCGGAUAGGGCGAUUUGUAGACAUCUAUUUUGGCAUCAAACGAGUUAUACAGAGAACGGUUUUGAUUAAGUAAUAUAUAGAUGAGCGAAUUUUGAGUGUUUUCGUCGAUUUAGUGUGCGGAAUUUUCUGAUUUGUGAUAGUUAGAGAUGUCUAAUUUCACUAUGCUAAUGUGCUAGUCCUAUAUUUUUUAAGAAUUUUGUUCUAAGAAAAGGUGUUUUUUGACUUAAAUAACAAAACCCGCUUAAUACGAACACUUUCUAUAGUCCUUUGAGUGUCCGUAUUUACUGGGUAUGACUGUAUGUCUCUUAUCGUUCGCCAUUCUAGUGCAGAGACUUGGGUUUGAAAAAGGGCAGGAAAAAUCAAAUAUUUUGGUCUGAAAUAUAUGUAAGGAAAGGGCUUUCCAGUUCCCUGCUUCUUGUAGCUUGCAAGUACGCAAUUUAGAACCGAAAUUUGGUACAAUCAAUACCCUAAUAUGACGUACAACAUUCCUAGCCAACGGUUAGAGGCAAAUUUUGGGAAUGAAAACCCCAGUAUUAACGUGCCCUUUCAUAAAGGUUACACUUCACACUCCCCCGGCACCUUGUUAUAUCAGGUUGCCAUUUUAUUUGGGUAUCGCGGGAAUCAGGUCACGUGCAAGCGAGCUACCAAAGCGAUUCUCAAAAUGGGAAUAGGUGGGGCUUACAGAAAUUACUUCAAAAUGGCUGUGUAUUUAUGUCCUUCUGUAGUUUGAUCGUUUCCGGCGGAAGUUGGUUGAACACACAUUCCGCGGCGAUGUUCAAAGAACAGUUGAUCAUGAACUGGAUGACGAUGAAU